CCCGAUCGCCCGACAGAAUCUUUAGCAGUCGCGUUGACCCGAUUCGUAUUUAACGUUCUAUUCAAAGAGUAUAUGUGGAACGCUUGAUUAACCAAACCGUGUUAAAGCUCUGGAACUUGGAUAGAACUAGGUCACGUACAAUCGAGACCCGACCCCACCAAUUUUCAAUAGUGCAGCCCAAUUUAUUGCCCACGGUGAUUGGUGAUAGACCCAGCACAUGACAGGAAGAGCAACAUGGGAAUAGAUAAGCAGGAAAAGGAAUGCUGUGGUGCGGCGACGGGGCCCGGCUACAGCAGCCCGAAGGAUGCGAUGAUUCUUGGACCAAAGGAGAAGCUGCUCUACAUUCCCUGCAUCAGGAACGGCACAUCAAACAAACAUCUUCCUGAUUACCUGUGCACGGUCGAUGUGGACCCCGCCUCGCCUACAUAUUGUCAGGUGAUCAGCAGGGUUGACAUGCCCUACGUUGGCGACGAGAUCCAUCAUAGCGGUUGGAAUGCUUGCUCAAGUUGUUUUGAUAAUUCUUCUAAAUGUCGCAGCAAGCUGAUUCUACCAUCGUUGAUCAGUGACAGAAUCUAUAUCUUCGACACAAGAACAGAUGAAAAGAACCCCAAACUUUUUCACAUUGUUGAACCAGAAGAGAUUCACGCCAAGUGCGACCUUGGCACGCCGCACACUGUCCACUGCCUCGGCAACGGGGAGGUAAUGAUUAGCGCGAUGGGAGACGCGGAGGGCAACGCUAAAGGUGGCUUCAUCAUUCUCGACGGUGAAGAUUUCAGCGUGAAGGGCAACUGGGAAGCUCCUGGUCACAACGCCAAGUUCGGAUACGAUUUCUGGUACCAGCCUUACUUCAACACGAUGAUCAGCACGGCAUGGGGCGAGCCAAAGGCCCUCAAGAGAGGAUUUGACCUCAAGGAUGUUGAAGCGGGGAAAUACGGCAGCGAGCUGUUCGUGUGGGACUGGGAGAAGCACACAAUCAAGCAGACGAUCAACCUGGGCCCCGAUGGUCUGAUUCCCCUCGAGAUUCGCUUCAUGCAUGACCCGCUCCGAUCCGAGGGAUUUGUUGGUUGUGCACUCAGUUCAACUGUCUUCCGAUUCCAUCAAUUGGCGAAUGGUGAAUGGGCAGCGGACAAGGUGAUAGAAGUUCCCGGAAAGAAGGUGGAGGGUUGGGCUCUACCAGGCAUGCCAGGCCUUAUAACUGACAUCCUGCUCUCUCUCGACGACAAGUACCUUUACUUUAGUAACUGGCUUCACGGAGACAUCAGACAGUACGAUGUCACCGACCCUGCACACCCCAAGUUGGCUGGACAGAUAUUCCUUGGUGGUAGUAUUUGUAAGGGAGAUGGCGUGACGGUUGUUGAAGACAAGGAACUCACUGAGCAGCCGGAUCCAUUCUUCAUGAACGGUAAACGAUUCUACGGUGCGCCACAGAUGCUCCAGCUCAGUCUUGACGGCAAGCGCCUGUUCGUCACAACCUCUCUCUUCAGUCCCUGGGAUCAGCAGUUCUACCCACAGAUGAUCGAUCAUGGGUCCAUCAUGCUGCAAAUAGACUGUGACACAAAGAAUGGCGGCCUGUCCCUCAACAAGAACUUCCUGGUGGACUUUGGCCUGGAGCCUGAUGGCCCCGUACUCGCCCACGAGAUGAGAUACCCCGGCGGAGACUGCACCUCUGACAUCUGGCUCAAAGAGGUCAUUGAUAAAACAAGUAAACUGUAGAUUGAUUGAAGAGAACUUGGCAGUGCGGCUGUGCAUUGGUUGCAAAGAUGACAGUUUGCUAACGAUUCCGUGACGAAUACAUGGUGAAUUUGCUGGCUAGCCAAAACGUUUGUCUCGAGCCCGUCGUCUCUGCGAUUACGAGGUUCGGAAAACAUCAUGCGUAUACUACUUUUGUAUCCGUCGAAAAAAAGAAAGAUAGUCUAAACUUCGACAUUGCAGAUCUUCCCUAGAUGUUUAUCUAAGUGUGCGAAAGCAUUGUUCCCUCUUUCUUUCCUUUCUGUGUUUUUCAUCUCUAUCAAAAGUAUUACAUGUGAUAAUUUAGAAAACAAAAUCGAUAUUAAUUAACACUGAAUUCUGGAACUACUACAUUGUAUUAUGGGAAACCUCCCAUUAUUGUGGAUUUUUCGAAAAGCAACCAAAACUGGAACGCAGCCCAUUGUAUCCUUGCUAUCAGGAGGUUGAACAAUAGGACCGACGUUCGCGUUCACGUUUCGGGGGCUUUGCAAAAUCUCUCUAUUAUGGAUUAUAGAUAGAUCGGCCAGGACAUUUGAAAAUGUGAUAUCAUGUAUUGUAGUUAUCGCACCUAUUUAUAAAAUAAUCUAAUCUUAACGUUAUCUUUGUAAAUUGAUGUAAUGAUAAAAUAUGAAUAUAUAAUAAAAAAAAACCUUUAUGUAUUUUUUAUGAA
Molecule: messenger RNA, 2398 nt
Organism: Lineus longissimus
Lineage: Eukaryota; Metazoa; Nemertea; Pilidiophora; Heteronemertea; Lineidae
Product: methanethiol oxidase-like
Exons: 11
Coding region: 235-1713 (492 amino acids)
Molecular function (GO): selenium binding
Source: RefSeq, a predicted model, not a curated record